ACAAAGAGCUGAGAUGGAUAGAAAGAAAACAGUAGAAAAUGAGCGCGGGAAGAUGAGAAAGUAAGAGAGACAUUGGAGAGAAAAUUACAGAGAGAAAGAUAAAAAAGAAUGGGGAGAGAAAGGGAAUGAAAAAUGAGAUAGAGAGUGGGAAAGAUAAGAAUGAGAGACAAAGAGAGAGUGGGAAAGAGAUGGGGGAAAUGACAGACAGGAAGAUAAGUAAGAAAGGUGGGGCAGAGAAGGGAAAAUGAAAAAAAGAAAGACACGAGGGAGAGAGAGCGGGAACGAUGACGAGAGCGAUAAAGAGAGCAAGACAGGAAAGGAGAUAGGGAAAGAUGAAAAAGACGGAGACAAGAAGAAUGAGAGAUGGAAAGAUAAGAGAGAGAGAGAGAGAGAGAGAGAGAGAGAGAGAGAGAGAGAGAGAGAGAAAGACAGAGAGCCAGACAGAAGGAAAGACAGAAAGAUGAGAAAGAGACAGGAAAAGAGCAUGUGAAAGAUGAGAAAGAGAGAUAGAAUGAUGAGCAAGAGAGAGAGAGAGAGAGAGAGAGAGAGAGAGAGAGAGAGAGGGGUGGGGGGUGACAGGGAGAAAGACAGAGAGGCAGAAGGAGUGAGUGGGGGUGAGGAAGGGAAGAAAAGACUAACGCUGCAUUUGUUUAAACAAUGGAUUAACUAAUGUUAUCACGCGUCUGUGAAUAUUUUCAUGGCGCAAAUGAAAAGUAACUCAACGCGCAGAAACUGUAAAGGAUUGGCGGCGUGGCUUGCGCUCAGACUGACAUGUGUGCGCGAGAGCAGCGGCAGCAACAGCGCGCGGAGCCGUGACGUCAGCAGCGCUCUUAAUGAUGCAAGGCAGAAGGGCGCGAGGCUGCUGACACCCCGCUCACUCAGCGCUCCGCCAGCGGCCGCGCACCCAGCAAGCACCGCGCCACGCGCAGAGCAAGAUGAAAAGCAGGAGGUAAAGCUCGCUGGCUCAGAGCUCGCGCUCAGGGCGCUGACGGGAAACACUGGACGGGCGAUGUGUGUUCAUCUCUGUGACUGGCACGUCUCCUCUCUGUCCAUGAACGGCACGCGAUUCCGCUUACACUAAUGGCACUGUGCACGUAGCCUGUAAUGUUCUUAGGAGACUCUUAGCAGAGAUGCAGAGAAACGGAGGAAUCUGGAACUUUAGGAUCGUGUAGGACACAAGUAAACAAAUCAUCGACAGGGGGGGAAAAAGGUGAAAUCAAAAAAAAAAAAAAAAAAAAAAAAAAAAGGAGGCUAGUACGAGCCAUGGGCCAUCCUGCUCCUUGGGCCAUCCUGCUCCUUUUGAUUUAUCUGGACCCGUUGAGUGUGCUGUGCACGUCGACAGCAAAGCGCACGAAAGUGGCACCGCGGCGGACCGCCAAGCCCAAGGAGCUGAACGGCACCGCGCUCUCCCCCGCGCCCGCACCCGUGCCCGUUUCCUCUGCGGUUCAGAACCACGACACGUGCCUGGGCUACUACGACGUAAGCGGCCAGUUCGACCGUGAAUUCGAGUGCAACAACACGGAUCACCGCUACUGCUGCGGUUCCUGCUACUUGCGCUUCUGCUGCCAGUUCCGGGGCAACCGGCUGGACCAGCGCUCGUGCAAGAACUACAACAAGCCCGACUGGGUGAAAACCGCUGCACCGUCACCUGCCCCGACCAGCGAGCCGUACGACCCGAGCGCCGACCAGACCAACACAGCAGUGUACAUCACGUGUGGCGUCAUAGCCUUCGUCAUCGCGCUCGGCGUCUCGGCUAAGGUCGCCUACGACAAGGCUACGAGGCCGCCUCAGGAAAUGAACAUUCACAGAGCCCUUGCAGAUAUUUUGAGGCAGCAAGGACCCAUUCCCAUAUCCCAAUAUGACUGUGAAAACUUUGCGGCAAUGAACAGCUCAUCCAAAGACGACACUCCACAGCGGACAGGCUCCAAAAACCACUACACCCCUGUUCACACAUCCAAAUCCAAUCAUGGUGGACACUAUUCGAAGGAGAGCGGCCGUGGUGGAGGACACGACCUUCACAACUUCAUCUCGUCUGGCUUUGUGACUCUAGGGAGGGGCCAUGCGAAAGGAGAAAGGCAGUGGCCGAUGCGAUCUCAGAGUCACCAUGGCACGCAUCAACACAACUACAACCAUGUGGGUCUCAGUAGUCCUACUCGAACACCUAAAAAUGAGAGCACGCGCAUGAACAGCAUCCUCACAUCGCAGACGGAGCCAUACGAUCUGUCCUUCUCCCGCUCCUUCCAGAGCCUCUCGCACCUGCCUCCAUCCUAUGAAACCGCCAUGAAGGCUGACCUCAACAAGUACUCCUCGCUCAAAAGACUGACUUAUGAAGGUGUUGUGAAGACCCAAUCUGACAAGGAUGUGGAUGAGUACUAUAGCCGUAAGAGGCACCUUCCUGAUCUGGCAGCACGCGGCACCCUGCCACUACACAUGAUCAAGGUGAGCCAGGAUUCUCAGAGUAGCCAACAGGCUCAACAGCAACAACAACAGCAGCAGCAGUCGUCACGCCAACGUCCUCACCGUGUCCAGAGAGCCAUGUCUCAAGACCGCGUGCUGUCCCCAGAGCGUGGCUAUGCUCAGGACUAUGCCGUAUCUGCUUACCCCACGUCCCCAUACGGUGAGCGCAUCCUAUCCGACGAGCAGCUGCUAUCAGCUGAACGCCUCCGCUCACACGAGCGCCUCAUCUCCCAGGACCGGCUGCAUUCGCAGGACCGCCGCUACUCGCAGGAGCGUGUCCACUCGCACGAGCGUCUACACUCUCACGAACGCAUGCACUCGCAAGAGCGCCUCUACUCGCAGGACAGGCUACGCUCGCAGGACCCGCUGCUCUCUCCCGAUAAGACGAUGCCACCCAAACGUGGCAGCUUUCACGGUGACAAGUCCAUGUCCAGAGCCAUAUCACACACGGACGUGUUUAUGCCCACCACGCCGCUCUUGGACCACUACAAGAUGACCAAAAUACACUCGCAUCCCAGUGCCUCGAACAACAGCGGCACUGCUGCAGUGCACAACACGCUGACCAAGAGCCAAACCACCUCCAAGAGACAGGCGUUUGCCUCACGCCGCACGCAGACCGUGGAACAGCUGCACUAUGUCCCGCAGGCGGCUCAGCAGCAGCAUCACCACCACUACCGUACAGGUAGUAAGACCGAAGUGACUGUUUAACUCGAAUGAUUUCAAUCGGACCUCAGCCAUCCACCAGGAACUCACACACACACAGAAAGGUCUGACAACCAGUCCUCGUCUACACUAUACUCUAUUCCACAUAUACCCUGUACUCAGACAAGAGACCCUUCUGUGUGCAUACCCAUUAUUUUUUGUGUAUUUGUAGAUCAUUGAUAAAGGAUGGACUAGAAGAUUGUGCAGCUUGUUAGAAACCAUCCCUCCAGUUCUGCAGUUCAUAAGGGCUUUGCAGAAAAGAAUGUGCAGAGACUUUUCCAGAACGACAGAAGGUGUAAAUGAAAGCGCUAGUUGGUGCGAACGUGUAAUGGAAUUAUAUAACUUUAUAAAUGUAUAAAUACACAUACUGUUUGUACUUAAAGUCCUAGUCAUAGCUUUAGAAGUUCUUAAAUGAAACUGAUGUUAGCACUUCUAUUGGUGCCUCUAUGAAACUGUUCCAUUUCAUCAACGAAGUGGUUUUGUGGGUUAAAAAGCACAAUUAAUUUUUUUUUAAAAAAGAAGCAAUUUUUGAUUUUUGAUUAAAAACAAUUUUUUUCUUUUUUUUGUUGUUGUUGUUGUUUUGUUUAGCUUUUUUUGUUUGACUGAUUUGUUUUGCUCAUUCGUUUGAUUGCCAAUGGCGAGUUCCUUUGCGUAGAUGAUUGUAAAUAAGCUGUUUUAGCCUCAGUAAUUGGAGAAGUCUGUUCUGGUUGGCAUUUGUAUAGUUUUCUUUUAGAAAUUCAACAAUUACAGAUAUGACCCACUCGCCCAGGAUCGGAUCAUUUUAAAUGAAUACAAAUAUUGUACGUGUCAUUGCAAUCGUGUUUGUAGAAUGAGAACUGGGUGAAACUACAUGACCACUCUUGAUAUCUGGCUGUAGACUGUGCUCCAGUGAGUGACUCACAAGAAGAAUAUAAUAUGCUUGUUGUAGUUGCUUCAAAUAAACCAUCCUUAUUUUUCUAAACAAAA
Ictalurus punctatus (channel catfish) is the source of this 4125-nucleotide messenger RNA. RefSeq names its product protein shisa-6 (gene shisa6b). Gene Ontology annotation, biological process: regulation of short-term neuronal synaptic plasticity; regulation of AMPA receptor activity. The coding region runs from base 1264 to 3165 and encodes 633 amino acids. NCBI's taxonomy places the organism in Eukaryota, Metazoa, Chordata, Actinopteri, Siluriformes, Ictaluridae. Gene Ontology annotation, cellular component: postsynaptic density; dendritic spine membrane; postsynaptic membrane. The record is from RefSeq and is a predicted model, not a curated record. The transcript has 9 exons.